CCUCGCUGCUGCGCCAGAUUCUUCCUCCCCAUCUUCUCUUGUGCCCACCCGCAAGCCUAUAAUGACCAUGAGCAACGGCAUGAGACGGAGCGUGCUUGUUAUCGGUACCGGCGGCACCAUCGCAUCCGAGCUCACUGAAAAUGGCCUUGCACCUCUCCGACAAGACUCCUUCUUUCGCCGAAUUCGCCAACACCCCUCCCUCGCAUCGCCCGCCUCACCAUCCCUCUCCUCGUCCUCCGUCUCAACCCCCAACGACCUUUCAUUUCACUCUCCUGUUAUCACCACCAAGGUUGGGAAGAAUACAAAGUACCCAAAGCUGGUCACGCCAGAGAUGGAUGAUGAGGGAAGAGAGGUAGAGUAUGAGAUUUUGGAUCUGGACAGACACAUGGAUAGUAGCGAGAUGACACCUGCCGAGUGGAAUACGAUCGCCGGGCUGGUGUCCGAGAAUUGGAAAGGCUAUGACGGCUUUGUCAUCCUGUCUGGUACCGACACCCUGGCAUACACAGCAGCUAUCCUCUCAUUCCUUUUCGCCAACUCUGGAAAGCCCAUCGUGAUCACUGGUGCUCAGAUCCCUCUCUCCCGGCCCCGGUCAGACGGCUGGACCAACAUUCUCGAUUCGUUGUUCGUGGCGGGCGUUCUGCCGUAUGCCGGGGUAGGAAUCGUGUUCAACCACCAGGUGUUUCGUGGCACUCGGGCGACAAAGACAAGUCCCAACUUGUUUGCCGCAUUCACUUCCCCAUGCGUCCCUGCCAUCAUCAACCUCAACGUCAAAAUCACCCGCGACGCAUCCCCCCUCCCACCCCGCUCCCUCACCCCUCCCGCUUCCCUCAUCUCCCUCAAAACAGACCCCACCGUCCUCUCCAUCCACAUCUACCCCGGUCUCUCCGGCUCCCUCCUCUCCGCCCAGAUCGCCGCCGUCCCCACAUGCCGCGCCGUUAUCCUCUCCGCCUACGGUUCUGGCAACUUGCCCCUCGACCCGAGUAAUGGGGUGAUUGAAGCUUUGAAGGAGAUGGUGGAGAGGGAGAUUAUGGUGGUGGUUCUUUCGCAGUGUGCGGUGCCGAAUGUUUAUCCGCUUUAUACGCAGGGGAGGAUGUUGUUGGAUCUUGGUACGUCCUCCGCGUAUCUUUGACAUUUUAGGCAUCGCGCUGAUGUGAAGCAGGCGUACUGCCGGGAUACGACCUCACACACGAAGCGGCUUUCGCCAAACUUUUAUGGCUCGUUUCCGAUGAAUCCCUUCCCUUCAAGGAGAAACAACAGCGGUUUGAAGAGGAUUGUGCCGGGGAAAUGUCCGUUUGAAGCUGGUAGCAGAGUCGCGAAAAGCAUUAUCAGGCGCUUACUUGGAAAAAGGACGAGGGCGCUUGCAACAAGAGCUGUCAUGUAGAUGUAAUGUUACUUAAAAAAUACAUGCCGAUAUAUAUAUGAUUCAAGGGUAUUCCCGCGCAUGUGACUUCAAUCUACA
Cryptococcus amylolentus CBS 6039 is the source of this 1459-nucleotide messenger RNA. RefSeq lists its product as hypothetical. NCBI's taxonomy places the organism in Eukaryota, Fungi, Basidiomycota, Tremellomycetes, Tremellales, Cryptococcaceae. The record is from RefSeq and is a predicted model, not a curated record. The coding region runs from base 62 to 1129 and encodes 355 amino acids. The transcript has 7 exons. Gene Ontology annotation, molecular function: asparaginase activity. Gene Ontology annotation, biological process: amino acid metabolic process.